AUGACAGCCAGGUCUUCGACAAUCGUCUUUACACGAACUGGUGAUGCCGACGAAGAAGGAAAACCGCCCGAGGAAAAUGGAGAAAAUGGUGAAAAAGUGGAAGCACCGAUUCUCCGACCGGACAAUGAAGCGAGAGAUAUACCGUUGAACUCAACUUCCGCAGGUGGUAAUUUAACAUCACGAGAGCCUCAGAAUACAAAAGAAAAACUUGGACAUCGGCGAAUUGAUGAGCAAGGAGGGGUUUCAUACAAAAAAGUGCCCACAAAUGCGCUUAUGCAAGCUAUUCAGUUAGGAAUUUCGAACUCAAUAGGAAGUCUUGCGUCUUUACCCAAUCGAGAUGUCCUUCUACAGGAUUUUGAAAAAGUUGAUAUUGUUGCGUUUCCGGCUGCUGGUUCGACAAUCACUCCGUCUCACUCCUUCGGUGACUUCAGAUUCCGAACAUAUGCUCCAAUUGCUUUUCGAUAUUUUCGAAAUCUUUUCCACAUUAAACCUGCUGAUUUUUUACGAUCAAUUUGCACCGAACCAUUGAAAGAAUUAUCAAACGCUGGAGCUUCAGGAUCAAUAUUCUAUGUGUCACAAGAUGAUCAGUUUAUCAUAAAAACGGUGCAACAUAAAGAAGCUGAUUUUUUGCAAAAACUACUUCCCGGUUACUACAUGAAUCUAAAUCAGAAUCCACGAACUCUUCUACCUAAAUUCUUCGGAUUAUUCUGCUAUCAGGUAAUUAAAACUAAAUUUAUUAAUUUAAAAAACUAUUUCUUUCAGAGUCUCGGAAAGAAUAUUCGACUAUUAGUAAUGAACAAUUUGUUGCCUCAAACUGUCACAAUGCAUGAGAAAUACGACUUGAAAGGAUCAACAUACAAACGAAUGGCUAACAAAGCGGAGCGGUCGAAAGCUCACCCGACGCUGAAAGAUUUGGACUUUCUCGAAAAUCACAAAGAUGGAAUUUUCAUUGAUCCCAUUGCUUUAGAUGCGUUGAUGCGAUCGAUUAGUAGGGACUGUUUGGUGAUGGAGAGUUUCAAAAUUAUGGAUUAUUCGCUGCUUGUUGGAAUUCAUAACGUUGAAUUAGGAAUUAAAGAAAGGGCAGAACAGAACGGAGAGGUCGCACCAGCUCCAUCAACAUCAACUGAUCAGUUUUCUGGAGAAAAAACAGAAAGCCAUAAAGUGCUCCAAGAGAAAUUCAGCGUCUGGGACACAGGAGAUGGGGAUAUUCCUCAUGGCGGAGUGCCUGCUAGAAACUCAAACGGUGAUAGACUGGUUCUUUAUUUAGGUAUCAUUGAUAUUCUUCAAAAUUAUCGGCUGCUAAAGAAAAUGGAGCACACAUGGAAAGCGAUUCUUCAUGAUGGAGACACUAUCUCGGUGCACAAUCCAAAUUUCUACGCAUCUCGGUUUUUGAGUUUUAUGACUGAAAAAGUUUUCAAGAAGGGCACAGCUCUUAAACAAUCUCCAUCGCGGCGACGGAUGGUGAAAGGAAGCAGUUACGAAGAUGAACAAACAGUAGUAGUCAACAGUGCACAUCGUCCACAUCGAGAAUCCGAGCGGGACGGUUUGAAUAUGACAGUUACGGUACCCGAUGGAGCCAGUAGUACCACUCCACGUGAUUCGGCUCUUUUCGGGUCUCAAACGGCGAGAGAAUCUACUAGGCUAUAUAAUAGGGAAACGCCUGGCAUGAGUGAAGAUCGCGCCAAUUCGGCACGAGAUCCUUCAUCUUCAAUGUCCCGUGUACCGCUUCGAAGGUCUUAUCGAGACGCAGGACAGACAAUGAGCAUAGAAAAGAAAGAAAAGAAGGUGGAACGACUGUUCGCUCAACCGAAGCCAACUGAUGAGAAAUUGGCAGAAGAGCAGGAUGAAAUAGAAGAAAUAAUGGUCCAAGAAAAAGAACCAAAUAACACACAGUUUCUAUCACUAUGGAAAAACUCUGAAAAUAUAUCAAAGUUGGAGUCACAUGCAGUGAAUAGAGGAUUAGUCACAGCUGCGAGAGAUGCUCCGAACGAUUCAUCGAGUCGUUCUACACUCUGGCAGAACCUCUCCUCAAUGUCUUCCGCCGAUCAAGCUCAUCUGAUGAGUCGACUCUCAUCAACGUGGCCGUUCCAGCAAGAACGCAGAGCUCUCACUUGGCCCGUUCAUGCAGGCUUAUUAGCGAACUGUGUCACCUCCUCUUUAAUUGCAACACGAAUCAACUCAGAAAUGUUCUUGUAUGAUGCAAAGGCAAAGUUCUUCGAUUCAAUUAGGAAAUGUCCAAAAUCGCCUUUUGUGUUUGGAGUGUAUUCUUCUGGCGUCACUUAUUUCAUGCUCUAUCAGAUUAUUGUUACUCCAAAAGUGUUUAAUGAACUGACGCCCUGUCCUUCAUGCCUCAUCAUCAACAGUUUAGCAAUUGGCUUGGCUACGGGAAUCGCACUACCAAUGUUGGCUACUCCCUACUUGGCUCACUACGUUCUGAUAAACAGGGAAUCAGCAGUUGGAAAGGCUAAGUCACUGCCAGUAGUUAACAAUCUAUUAGAAUUCCUGACACUAGGUUGGGAAGGAUCUAAACCAGCCCGCUCUGUAAUGGCGACGUGCGCUGCGAUUCAGAUGCUUGCUAGUUUUGGAGCAAUGUAUACGAUGCUUUGGGGUCGAGAGCGCAUGUUCAGUACUCUCGAACUAGAUUCCGAUUUGGCUCGCCGGUUAGUCGCGGAAGCACAAACCUCUACAUCGCUGAAACAAAAGAUCCUCGACUUCUUGCGACGUAUCCCACUCAUCAAUGGAGCUAUUCCGGAAUCACCAGAGAAUGAGCGUGUUAUAUGA
Molecule: messenger RNA, 2781 nt
Organism: Caenorhabditis briggsae
Lineage: Eukaryota; Metazoa; Nematoda; Chromadorea; Rhabditida; Rhabditidae
Gene: Cbr-ppk-1
Product: Protein CBR-PPK-1
Exons: 18
Coding region: 1-2781 (926 amino acids)
Biological process (GO): phosphatidylinositol metabolic process
Molecular function (GO): phosphatidylinositol kinase activity
Source: RefSeq, a predicted model, not a curated record